Ostertagia ostertagi is the source of this 636-nucleotide messenger RNA. The record is from the annotation of a GenBank genome assembly. Lineage: Eukaryota; Metazoa; Nematoda; Chromadorea; Rhabditida; Trichostrongylidae.
AUGCAGCGUACACUCUAUCGUACGGUGACACGGAAAGAAAUGCAACAUGCUGGUGCGAAAAAAGAAGGUAUUGUCGCUGUACAAGGUGAUUUGACUGAUGAGCACGUUCAAAAAAAGCUCAUCGAUGUUACCAUCGAAACUUUCGGCAAAAUUGACAUAUUGGUUAACAAUGCAGGUGGCACAGCUCCGUCGAACACAUUGACACAUGGAUUCGAUCAGUCUAUGGAGGCCUACGACUACGUCAUGAAUCUUAACACUAGAGUACGCCAUCGUUUCCUUACUACAGCAUGUCAAAAGCAGCUCUUGAUCAAGCUCACCAGGGCACUGGCUGCCAAGUACAUCCUGGAAGGAGUAAGAGUCAAUUCAGUAAAUCCUGGUAUGGUUGCAACCACUAUCAUGCAGAAACAAGGUCUUUCUGAAGAAAAAUCGAGAAAGGCUGAGAUCGCUAUAGCGUCAAACACGACUCUUGUGCCUGCAGGUCGGGUUGGAGCAUCCCGUGAUAUUGCCGAAGCUAUCGCAUUUCUAGCUGAUCGCCGUGCUUCAUCUUUCAUUGUAGGGCACUCGCUCGUCGUGGAUGGUGGAUCUUCCAUUAUGUGUCCUCUUUUUGCUAUGAGUAUGGAUGAAACGCGCAACUAA